Molecule: messenger RNA, 132 nt
Organism: Sclerotinia sclerotiorum 1980 UF-70
Lineage: Eukaryota; Fungi; Ascomycota; Leotiomycetes; Helotiales; Sclerotiniaceae
Exons: 1
Coding region: 1-132 (43 amino acids)
Source: RefSeq, a predicted model, not a curated record
AUGACUUUCACAGAACUCAUGAUGAUCCCAUCUGUUCAAUCAGAGGAAACACGGGAUGCUUUGAGCACUCUCUUCUCCCAACUCUUGGAUCGAUUCUCCUACACUCAGCGCAAGUGGUCACAUAGUGACUGA